GCGGCGCUCGCUCCACGCGCUGUCGACCCCGCAACUUCAGCCCGCGCCGCAGCUGCCGGGAGCCGACGUGGGAGGGCCGCCGGCGCCGGGGCCUGGACUCGGGUACACGACUGCUUCCCGCGACGCUUUGUCCCUUCACCCGAGUGAGCGCGCUCAGGGUAGCUGCAAAGCCGGAGGUGCGGGCGGCCCCGGGGCAUUGCAUUGGCACGGAGGCUGUUAUUCUAAGCCGGAGACCUCAAGUGUCCUCCUGUCAUGACAAGGAGCCUUCGUCUUUAGGGCUACCAGCCAGACUCCCAGAAAUCAUGUUGGUAGGAUCCCAGUCCUUCUCGCCUGGAGGGCCCAAUGGGAUCAUCAGGAGCCAGUCCUUUGCGGGGUUCAGUGGCCUUCAGGAGAGGCGAUCCAGAUGUAACUCCUUCAUUGAAAAUUCCUGUGCUCUCAAGAAGCCUCAGGCCAAACUGAAGAAAAUGCACAAUUUAGGACACAAAAACAGCAGCCCUCCCAAAGAGCCUCAACCUAAAAGGGUGGAAGAGGUCUACAGGGCUUUGAAAAAUGGACUUGAUGAGUAUCUGGAGGUUCAUCAGACAGAGCUGGACAAGUUGACAGCUCAGUUAAAAGAUAUGAGAAGAAACUCUCGCCUGGGUGUGCUGUAUGACCUAGACAAGCAAAUUAAAACAACUGAAAGAUACAUGAGACGCCUGGAGUUUCACAUCAGUAAGGUAGAUGAACUCUAUGAAGCUUAUUGUAUCCAAAGACGCCUCCGAGAUGGUGCCAGCAAAAUGAAGCAAGCCUUCGCAAUGUCCCCUGCCAGCAAAGCGGCCCGGGAGAGCCUGUCAGAGAUCAACCGGAGCUACAAAGAGUACACAGAGAACAUGUGCACCAUUGAAGCAGAGCUGGAGAAGCAGCUGGGGGAGUUCUCCAUCAAGAUGAAAGGUCUGGCUGGUUUUGCUCGCCUCUGUCCUGGAGAUCAAUAUGAAAUUUUCAUGAAGUAUGGCCGACAGAGGUGGAAACUGAAAGGCCGAAUAGAAGUAAAUGGCAAACAGACCUGGGAUGGAGAAGAAAUGGUGUUCCUGCCCCUGAUAGUUGGAUUAAUUUCCAUCAAGGUCACAGAAAUCAAAGGGCUAGCAACUCAUCUCCUGGUCGGCAGUGUGACCUGCGAGACCAAAGAGCUGUUUGCAGCCCGGCCUCAGGUGGUGGCUGUGGACAUCAAUGACCUUGGCACCAUCAAACUCAACCUGGAAAUCACCUGGUAUCCGUUUGACGUGGAGGACGUGACCCCGUCCUCAGGCACUGGGAACAAGGCAGCCGCCCUCCAGAGAAGAAUGUCCAUGUACAGCCAGGGCACCCCAGAAACGCCCACCUUCAAAGACCACUCCUUCUUUUCGAAUCUACCUGAUGACAUCUUUGAAAACGGGAAGGCAGCUGGGGAGAAAAUGCCACUGUCCCUCAGCUUCAGUGACCUGCCCAAUGGGGGCUGCGCCCUCUCCCACAGCCCAGCCGGCUCUCUCCCCAGCGCGUGCUUGGCAAAUCCAGAAAUCACCAUCACCCCCGCGGAGCUGAACCUCGGCAGCCCCUCCUCCCAGAACGAGGGCCUGGAUGACUCCAGCUCGGCCUCUUCCAAGAGCUCCUUGGGAGAAGGCUCAGAGCCCAGGCCCCACCGGGAGGAAGAGACCGAGGGGCCCGGGAAACCUGAGGCCUGCAGAGCAUCCGCGGGUGCCCGGACGGAGCGCCUGUUCUUGGAGAAGGGUGUCGCAGAGGCCCUUCUGCAGGAGUCUGACGAGGCCUCUGAACUCAAGCCCGUGGAACUGGACACUUUUGAAGGAAACAUCACGAAGCAGCUGGUCAAGAGGCUCACCUCGUCAGAGGUGCCAGCGACCACCGAGAGGCUGCUCUUUGAGGGCUCUGUCAGUGGAGAGUCUGAAGGCUGUAGAUCGUUCCUAGAUGGAAGCUUAGAGGAUGCCUUUAAUGGGCUUUUCCUUGCAUUAGAACCACAUAAAGAGCAAUAUAAAGAGUUUCAGGAUCUGAACCAAGAAGUCAUGCACUUGGAUGAUAUUCUAAAAUGCAAGCCAGCAGUAAGCCGAAGCAGGUCUUCCAGUUUAAGUCUUACAGUUGAAAGUGCUCUAGAAAGCUUUGAUUUCCUGAACACCUCUGAUUUUGACGAGGAGGAAGAUGAUGGUGAUGAGGUUUGUAAUGUUGGAGGAGGUGCUGACUCAGUAUUUUCAGACACUGAGACUGAGAAAAAUAGUUACAGAUCGGUACACCCGGAAGCCAGGGGGCACCUCAGCGAAGCCCUGACUGAGGACACGGGAGUUGGGGCUAGUGUGGCAGGAAGCCCUCUCCCACUGACCACGGGAAAUGAAAGCCUGGACCUCAGCAUCAUCAGGCACCUCCAGUACUGCACCCAACUCGUCCAGCAAAUUGUUUUCUCAAGCAAAACCCCAUUUGUGGCCAGAAACCUCUUAGAGAAGCUUUCUAGGCAAAUCCAAGUGAUGGAGAAGCUCUCGGCCGUCAGCGAUGAGAACAUAGGAAACAUCAGUUCUGUCAUCGAAGCCAUACCGGAAUUUCACAAAAAGCUGUCUUUGCUGUCAUUCUGGACCAAGUGCUGCAGCCCGGCUGGGGUCUACCACAGCUCAGCGGACAGAGUGAUUAAGCAGCUAGAAGCCAGCUUUGCCAGAACUGUCAACAGAGACUAUCCCGGACUUGCAGACCCAGUGUUUCGCACACUGGUGUCCCAAAUCCUGGACCGGGCUGAACCCCUGCUUACCUCCAGCCUCUCCUCCGAAGUCAUCACUGUUUUCCAGUAUUACAGUUACUUUACGAGCCACGGUGUGAGUGACCUAGAGAGUUAUCUGAACCAGCUGGCCAAGCAAGUUUCCAUGGUUCAGACUCUGCAGUCACUGAGAGAUGAAAAACUGCUACAGGCCAUGAGUGACCUUGUACCCAGCAGUCUCCCGGCCCAACAGGAAAUACUCAGGACUCUGGCUCUGCUCUUAACCGGGGAUGACAGUGGAGUUAGUGAGGCUGUGAUGCUUUACUUGGCAGCAGCCUCCAGAAACGAGCAUUUCAGGGAAAAGGCCCUGCUCUAUUACUGUGAAGCCCUAACAAAGACUGACCUCUGGCUCCAGAAGGGAGCUUGCCUGGCCCUGAAAAGCCUGAAGGCUACUGAAAGCAUUAAAAUGCUGGUGACAUUGUGUCAGUCUGAUACUGAAGAAAUCAGAAAUGUGGCCUCAGAAACUCUCUUAUCUCUUGGAGAAGAUGGGCGGCUGGCAUAUGAACAGUUGGACAAAUUUCCUCGAGACUGUGUUAAAGUUGGAAGUCGUCAUGCAAGUGAAGUUGCCACGGCCUUUUAAUUACAAGUUAACUCUGCCUAACAGCUGUCUUAAUAAAUGGCCCUGUUACUCAA
Molecule: messenger RNA, 3400 nt
Organism: Kogia breviceps (pygmy sperm whale)
Lineage: Eukaryota; Metazoa; Chordata; Mammalia; Artiodactyla; Physeteridae
Gene: RIPOR2
Product: RHO family interacting cell polarization regulator 2
Source: RefSeq, a predicted model, not a curated record